Ixodes scapularis (black-legged tick) is the source of this 666-nucleotide messenger RNA. Its product is annotated as papilin-like. Bases 1 to 666 code for a protein of 221 amino acids. The record is from RefSeq and is a predicted model, not a curated record. The transcript is spliced from 5 exons. Gene Ontology annotation, molecular function: serine-type endopeptidase inhibitor activity. Lineage: Eukaryota; Metazoa; Arthropoda; Arachnida; Ixodida; Ixodidae.
AUGAAGAUCAUAGUGUUGGCCAUGUGCUUCGCCGUAGGAAGUGUUUUCAGCUCCGAUGACGUUACUCGAAAAGACGACGUCCCGUGGACCGUUCGCUGCCUGGCCGACAUCGGUAAUUGUACAUUUCCCGAAGUUAAUCUGACAUGGCACUUCAACAACUUAAAAAAAGAUUGUGACCCGGGUCCCGUCUGUCCAACGAGUAUCAAUUAUUUCACAUCCUCGACAGAAUGCAAGAAAGCAUGCCUAAAAGUGGAAGAAAUGUGCAGUUGUAUACGGCCACAAGAACAGUGCAAAAGUGAUUCAACGUUAUUCUGGGCAUGGAAUUAUAACGGCGUAAACUGUACGAGAAAUCAGCACUGUGUACGUACCAUAUUCGACUUUACCAAUGAGAAACAAUGCAGGGCACUUUGCAUGAAGGAACAAUAUAAGACUGAUUGCACUGACGAACUUAAACGUGAGUUCGAAGUUACCAGCAAAUGUCCGAAUAACUACGAACAGAGAUACUACUUCAACAGAAAUAGAAAAAUGUGUAGAUGGUUCGUCUAUGAUACCUGUGACGAGAAUGGCACACCUGACGACCCAGAGAACUCUGACAACGGAAACAACUUCUUAUCAAAACAUGAAUGCGAUGCUGCUUGUAUUAGUUCCCAGAAAACAACAUUGUAG